ACUGCCGUCAUGGGGCCGUAGUGCAGUUUAGACGGGCGACAGCUGGAACUAGACCCUCCGUCUUUUGAAAGCGCAUUUCUCACUAUUGAUUCCUUUUAAAGGGAUACAUUAUGUUUGCCGAAAUAAUCACGUUGGGUGCAUGCAUUUUACCACUACAACCUCAGUAAAUUCAGCUGUAUUUCCAUAACCAAUUCUGUCGGAUCGUAACGUCAGUUCCGGUGCGUUCAGUCGGGGCUUUCGCGAGGCGAGAUGGCGGCGCCAGAGGAACUGGAAUUAUCCCAGGAACAGACAGAGAAACUCCUGCAGUUUCAGGACCUGACAGGCAUUGAGUCAAUGGACCAAUGCCGGCGCACGUUAGAGCAACACAAUUGGAAUAUUGAGGCAGCUGUACAAGACCGACUAAAUGAAGAGGAAGGAGUGCCCAGCGUGUUUAACCCCCCGCCCUCCAGACCGUUACAAGUCAACACAACAGACCACAGAGUAUAUAGCUAUAUUGUGUCAAGACCACAGCCCAGGGGCCUUUUAGGUUGGGGAUACUAUUUAAUAAUGCUUCCAUUCCGAUUUACGUAUUACACUCUCCUGGACAUAUUCAGGUUUGCGCUGAGGUUCAUCCGGCCAGACCCUCGCGGCCGUGUCACAGACCCUGUGGGUGACGUGGUGUCCUUCAUUCAUAGUUUUGAAGAGAAAUACGGUAGCGUACAUCCAGUGUUCUACCAGGGGACGUACGGCCAGGCGCUGAACGAUGCCAAACGCGAACUGCGCUUUCUGUUAGUUUACCUCCAUGGAGACGACAGCCAGGACACUGACGAAUUCUGCCGUAACACACUCUGCACAGAGGAAGUCAUCACCUUCAUCAACACUAGAAUGCUCUUCUGGGCUUGCUCCACAAACAAGCCUGAAGGAUAUAGAGUGUCCCAGGCCCUCCGAGAGAACAGCCACCCCUUCCUGGCCAUGAUCAUGCUGAAGGACAGGAAGAUGACAGUAGUGGGGAGGUUAGAGGGAGUCAUCCAACCAGAGGACCUCAUCAACCAGCUCACCUUCAUCAUGGAGGCCAACCAGACGUACCUGGUGUCGGAGCGACUCGAAAGAGAGGAGAGGAACCAGACACAGGUGUUGCGGCAGCAGCAGGACCAGGCCUACUUGGCCUCCCUGCGUGCUGACCAGGAGAAAGAAAGGAAGAAGAGGGAGGCGCAGGAGCAGAGGAGGAGAGAGGAGGAGAUGGCAAGGCAGAGCGUCCUGGCCGAGGAGAAGAGGAGGAGGACGCUUGAGGAGGAGAAGGAGCGCAAGUCUGAAUGUCUUCCCCUGGAGCCGCCUGUGGACGACCCCGACAGUGUCAAAAUUGUAUUCAAACUGCCCAAUGACUCCAGAGUGGAGAGGCGAUUCCUUUUCACACAGUCUUUAACAGUAAUACACGACUUCCUGUUUUCCUUGAAAGAAACUCCAGAGAAGUUCCAAAUAGUGACGAACUUCCCACGCCGGAUCCUGCCAUGCCUUCCCACAGAGGACCAGCCCAACCCUCCCACACUGAAAGAGGCGGGGCUUAGCCGCUCCGAGGUACUCUUUGUGCAGGACCUCACGGAUGACUGAUACCAACCAAACCUUCUCCUGUUCAUGUGAAGCAUCUUUUUUGGUUAAUUUUUUUGUCUGUUUGUUUUUUGUUGUUUUUUUUUUUUUGGUUGUCAAAAUGGCCAUUGCGCACAAGGGAUCACUAAAGAAGCUUCAAAAAGCCUUUUUCUUUGUCCCCCUCACUGUCUUUUCUGUCCCCCCCCCCACACCUCUUUUCCCCUGAGGUGCACGUUUGUAUGAGUUCUCAAGUACAUGUGAACUGCCCCUCGCAUAGGUUUUACCAGUAAUGUUUAGGAAUUUGUGAAAAGAAAUAUUUAAAGACUAAAACUGAUGAUGUCCUCUUUCUGUUUUUUUUUUUUAAUCCUAAUUGAAUAUAAAUAUAUUUAUGUUACCAACACAGGAUAUGUGGUAGUAUUAUAUUUGGACCUUGUGGACAAGUAAAGUAACAUGCCACUGAUUUUGUGUGGCCUCAUCCAAAACGGCUUAGUAAACAUCAACCUGUAAUGUUCCUAUAUUGAAAAACGCAUGCCCGUUUAGUCAUUGUAAUGUCUGAAUGGGCCGGCCAUGUUAUGAUGUCAUCAUUUUCCUCCGCCCCUUGACUAUAAAUAUAAACAUUUUAAAACUGUGUGGGUUUUUAAAAACGCAAUUUCUUUUUGGACUCAGGAUGUUUACACUUGUUUGCAGAGGCUGUAAUCCAGUCAGUAUUUUUCUUUACUUUAACAUGUUUUAUGCCAAUAAAAAUGUUUUAUUGGAGCCAAUCGAGGAUCUAAAUUUGAAUAAUUUUGUAGGCACAUGGAAACCAAUAAAGCAGUGGUCACGCAAAUCUCAGCGAGUUCUUAUUGCACUAUA
Molecule: messenger RNA, 2415 nt
Organism: Megalops cyprinoides (Indo-Pacific tarpon)
Lineage: Eukaryota; Metazoa; Chordata; Actinopteri; Elopiformes; Megalopidae
Product: FAS-associated factor 2
Exons: 11
Coding region: 250-1587 (445 amino acids)
Cellular component (GO): endoplasmic reticulum
Molecular function (GO): ubiquitin binding
Source: RefSeq, a predicted model, not a curated record